GCGGGAGGCGGAGGCACCCUCGGAGCCCGGCGCCCGGCGGGGAGGGGGCGUGCGACCGGGGACCGGCCCCGAGGCGCAGGAUGGAGGAGGAGAUGCAGCCGGCGGAGGAGGGGCCCAGCGUCCCCAAAAUCUACAAGCAGCGCAGCCCCUACAGCGUCCUCAAGACGUUCCCCAGCAAGAGACCGGCGCUGGCCAAGCGCUACGACAGACCCACCCUGGUGGAGCUGCCGCACGUCCGGCCGCCGCCGCCGCCCCCGCCGCCUUUCGCGCCGCACGCCGCCGUCUCCAUCAGCAGCAGCGAGCCGCCGCCGCCGCCGCAGCAGUUCCAGGCGCAGAGCACCUACCCCGCCGGGCCCGGCCGGGCAGCCGCCGCCGCGUCGUCGUCGUCUCCAUCGUGCACGCCCGCCGCGUCCCAGGGCCACCUGAGGACUCCGGCGCCGCCGCCGUCGUCCCCCGCUGCCUCAUCAUCCUCGUCCUUCGCCGCCGUCGUCAGGUAUGGCCCGGGCCCGGCGGCCGCCGCGGGCAGCAGCAGCGCGGGCAGCGACGGCGCCAGCCUGGAGCUCAGCGCAGCUUCAUCUUCUAAUAGGAGGAGCCUCACAUACACACGAAUGGAUGCCCCCGUCCAAACUUCCAGGCUCUGGCACCAUGGUCUAUCCUUGGGAGAAUGGCUCAGGGAAGAGUCCAGCACAGGCCCUCGAAGCAGUUUAAAGAGUCGUAUGAUCUUGGAUGCCUUUGCCCAGCAAUGCAGUCGAGUUCUUAGUCUCUUAAAUUGUGGAGGAAAACUACUGGACUCCAACCAUUCUCAAUCCAUGAUUUCUUGUGUCAAGCAGGAAGGCUCGAGUUAUACUGAGAGACAGGAACAGUGUCACGUCGGGAAAGGGGUCCACAGUCAGACGUCAGAUAAUGUAGACAUAGACAUGCAAUAUAUGCAAAGGAAACAACAGACUUCUGCCUUUUUGAGGGUUUUCACUGACUCCCUACAAAAUUACCUGCUCUCGGGGAGCUUUCCAACUCCAAACACCUCAUCAGUCAGUGAGUAUGGCCACCUGGCCGACGUGGAUCCUCUGUCAACCUCCCCCGUGCAUACACUAGGUGGCUGGACCUCCCCGGCGACAUCCGAAUCCCAUGGUCACCCGUCCUCUUCUACACUGCCCGAGGAGGAAGAGGAGGAGGAAGAGGAAGGCUACUGUCCUAGAUGCCAAGAGCUGGAGCAGGAGGUUAUUUCACUGCAACAAGAAAAUGAAGAGCUCAGACGGAAAUUAGAGAGCAUCCCAGUGCCCUGCCAGACCGUUCUGGAUUAUUUGAAGACUGUGCUGCAGCAUCACAACCAGCUCCUGAUCCCCCAGCCAGCCGACCAGCCCGCCGAGGGAAGCAAGCAGCUGUUGAACAACUAUCCUGUCUACAUAACGAGCAAACAGUGGGACGAGGCGGUAAAUUCUUCAAAGAAAGAUGGGAGACGGCUCCUUCGAUACCUCAUCAGAUUUGUUUUCACAACCGAUGAGCUUAAGUACUCAUGCGGCCUUGGGAAAAGGAAAAGGUCAGUGCAGUCAGGAGAGACAGGUCCUGAAAGACGCCCUCUGGAUCCAGUUAAAGUAACAUGCCUCCGAGAAUUCAUUAGGAUGCACUGUACCUCCAACCCCGACUGGUGGAUGCCCUCUGAGGAACAAAUAAACAAAGUGUUCAGCGACGCUGUGGGUCAUGCCCGGCAGGGGCGGGCAGUAGGGACUUUCCUGCACAACGGUGGCUCGUUUUAUGAAGGGAUCGAUCACCAGGCUUCCCAGGAUGAGGUCUUCAAUAAAAAUUCCCAGGAUGGGUCUGGGGAUUAGUGGACAAAAUCUUUACACUGUAGUAGCUGGUCCUCUGAAGAGUUCCAGUUGUCAAUGUCCUGUUAUCAUCACCUGAGAGUCCAAAGCAUGUCCUCCUGUCAGACUUUCCACAUCCCUAACCUUAACUCUCUUGACCUACUGCCACACUUCCCAAAUAGAAAUCCAUUUUAGGGUUAUUUGGGAAGUCUCUGGAACCUGCAACAGACUUUCAGGAUAUUAUAGAAAGAAACAAACGAGAUUUGAAAUGAUUACUAGCUAGACAGUGGAGGUAAAAAGAAUAGGUGAGCUCCUGGUCAGCUGUCUGAAAUCUUCAAGUAAGUGCUGCUUCCUGAGCAGAGCUGGUCCUCACAGAAGAUUGAGUUAGAGUCCCUGCCCAUGAGAGGAGGUAGAGACAUGGAGUUAUUUUAAGGGACAAUGAACAAAUAUUCUCUUACUUUAAUUCAAAUUAGUUGUCUAUAGUUUACAAAGACUUGAACUCAUACUUCUCAGCGAAGACCUAGGUUAGGUGACAUUGUAUGCUGUUUCUACCUUGAUAAAGCUAUAUUAAAAACAAGCCAGAGAAAAGGCACUGCCAGACAGUGAUUAACUGGAAAUCAGCUGGGUUCUUUUUCAGUUAUUUUAACCCCCUAAAAUUCUACCAUGUUGAUUAGAAAGGCACUACAUGAUCUCUGGGGUUUACAAACAGCAAGCUUUCAUUAUUAUGUCAGUCAAGAAACCUCCAGGAUCCAGAACCCCUUCAAAUGCUUAAUUUUGUAGGUUCAUAGACCCACAGUUUCCACGGCCUUAACUCAGGUUCUGUUGACACAUUGCCAGAGUGAUGGGCUGAGCGAUGAGAAUUUCAAUCAAUUAGUUGUUUGGUGCACUGAAGAGCAAACAAGUGGUGUGACUGAUGGGACUCACUGAAUUGACCAGAUGUUCUGGAAUUGUAUACACACAGCUUCG
Molecule: messenger RNA, 2768 nt
Organism: Prionailurus viverrinus (fishing cat)
Lineage: Eukaryota; Metazoa; Chordata; Mammalia; Carnivora; Felidae
Gene: BEND4
Product: BEN domain containing 4
Exons: 6
Coding region: 81-1826 (581 amino acids)
Molecular function (GO): DNA binding
Source: RefSeq, a predicted model, not a curated record